UGCUUGUCUCUUUUCCUCUCGGUCUUCGUUUCCAGAAUCUUGGUUUGGUCUCCGAGUGUGCGUUGCUCCACCUUGAAUAGAUCGAUCUGAUUUCAUUUUCUGUUUCGAUUCGUCUUUCGAUAUUGCUACUGCUGUUUUGUUUCCGUGAGAGCUGUGGAUUUUAAAGGGUAACUUUGGUGUUCUAAAGCAAGUUCGACAAGGGGAUCGCUAAAUACAUUUUGCAAUCUUUCGAGUUCGAAUCAUGGAGUCCAUAGAACAGUCUAUUAUCCCAGGUCUGCCUGAUGAUUUGGCUUUGAGAUGCUUAGCCAAGCUUUCUCAUGGGUAUCAUGGAGCGCUCGAGUGUGUCUCCAGAGGCUGGAGAGAUUUAGUUCGUAGCGCUCAUUACUCGUGCUAUAAAGCUAGAAAUGGAUGGGCAGGGAGCUGGUUGUUUGUUCUGACAGAACGUUCUAAGAACCAAUGGGUUGCUUAUGAUCCUGAAGCUGAUCGUUGGCAUCCAUUACCUAGGACUAGAUCUGUUCAAGAUGGCUGGCAUCAUUCUGGGUUUUCUUGUGUUUGUGUUUCGAAUUGUCUUCUUGUGAUCGGAGGUUGCUAUGCGCCUUCGGUGUCGUCGUUUCCUCAUCAGAAGCCUGUUGUCACUAAAGACGUUAUGCGGUUUGAUCCGUUUAAGAAAGAAUGGAAAAUGGUUGCUAGUAUGCGAACUCCACGGACUCACUUUGCUUGUACUGCUGUCUCUGGCAAGGUUUAUGUUGCUGGAGGUCGCAAUUUAAACCAUUCCAGAGGAAUUCCAUCUGCUGAGGUUUAUGAUCCUGUGGCUGAUAGGUGGGAGGAACUACCAGCGAUGCCUAGACCACAGAUGGACUGCUCGGGGUUAUCGUACAGAGGGUGCUUUCAUGUCCUGAGUGAUCAGGUGGGAUUUGCAGAGCAAAAUUCAUCUGAAGUUUUUAACCCUUUAGACAUGUCUUGGUCCACUGUGGAGGAUGUCUGGCCUUUCUCUAGAGCCAUGCAGUUUGCUGUUCAGGUGAUGAAAAAUGAUCGAGUGUACACGAUUGUAGAUUGGGGAGAAAGCUUGAUCAAGACUAGGGAUACAGAUGAAGGAGAAUGGUACAAUGUUGGUUCAGUUCCUUCUGUUGUUCUUCCUAAUCAUCCGAGAGAGUUAGAGGCCUUUGGAUAUGGAUUUGCAGCUCUAAGGGAUGAGCUCUAUGUUAUAGGAGGCAAGGUCCUUAAAUGGGAAGAAUCAGGGGCAGGGAGAUUUGACAUUGUGAGAUUGCCCGUCGUGAGGGUAUGUAACCCUUUGGAUAGGCCUCUGAAUUGGAGAGAGACCAAACGGAUGUGCAAUCCAGCCGGUGGGUCCAUCAUUGGUUGUGUAUCCUUGGAAGAAUCUUCUCCGCCUUAACCAGUGGAUAGUCAGGCCAUUACUGCGCCACUCAUAUUUUGAAUUGAACUUGGACUGUGUACAUCUGAAAUCUCCCAAUUAAUGUAGAAAUAAGAUUACUGUUUUAUCAGCGCAUUGAGCGUUAGUAAGCUUAUCUUUUGUUGUGUGUCUAUUUCUUCUACACAGAGGUGUAUGUAUCAUGUGUAUAGACCAAAUACGUGAAAGAUAAAAAUUAAGAGUUA
Eutrema salsugineum is the source of this 1614-nucleotide messenger RNA. RefSeq names its product F-box/kelch-repeat protein At1g16250. Bases 242 to 1393 code for a protein of 383 amino acids. The record is from RefSeq and is a predicted model, not a curated record. The transcript has 3 exons. Gene Ontology annotation, molecular function: protein binding. NCBI's taxonomy places the organism in Eukaryota, Viridiplantae, Streptophyta, Magnoliopsida, Brassicales, Brassicaceae.